ACAUGAGUGGAGCAAGGUGCAGGCAGGGAGGCUGCGUGUCAUGAGCGGAGCGGUCCUCGCACAUCACGCAUGCACGACGUGAGGAGUCCCCCUCUGCUCACACCGUGAAAACGCCCCUCCACUCUCCUCCGAGCCCUUCCCGACCGUGAGCCAUCCUCGCCGGCUUGUGUGUGUCUGCUGUACCCAGCCUGCAGGGCUUCAUCUCGGGGCAGAGUGAGAGGGGCGCUCUCUCUGGGGCGGUGGCGGCGGCGCGUCUUCCCUGCAUCCUCCCACGAUCGCAACCCGGACUGAAGCCCGACACGUUUGGACCUGGACGGUGACAGGGCUGCAUUCCAUUUCUAUGACAACAGAGAAGGCCUUGGCUGAGGAUAUAAGCAGCGCGAUGGAGGGUGACGCCAUGAGGACCAAUCAGGAAGGGGUUUCUCCCAUCCAGGUUCCUGAGGACCACGGUGAAAUGGAUGAUAGCUCAGAGCAGACCCCCAGCAAAGCCUCCAAAUCCCCCCAGAAAACCAACAAGCGGCCCAAGACUGUCCCGGUCAAAGUCACUCUACUGGACGGCUCAGACUAUGAGACUGGAGUUGAGAAAUUCGCCAGGGGCCAGACCCUGCUGGACAUGGUGUGUGGCCAUCUGAACCUGCUGGAGAGGGACUACUUUGGCCUGUCUUUCCAGGACACCGACAACUCCAAGAAUUGGUUGGAUCCCUCCAAAGAGAUUAAGAAGCAAAUUCGGGUUGGCUCCUGGAUUAUGGGAUUUUCUGUCAAGUUUUACCCUCCAGACCCGUCUGUACUGAUUGAAGACAUCACCAGGUACUACCUGUGCCUGCAGCUGAGGGACGACAUUCUGUCCGGACGUCUACCCUGCUCAUUUGUCACCCACGCUCUUCUGGGCUCCUACACUGUCCAGGCCGAACUGGGUGACUACGAGGCCGAGGAACACGGCCCCGACUACGUUAACGACUUCCGAUUUGCCCCCAACCAGACACGUGAGCUGGAGGAGAGAGUGAUGGAGCUUCACCGUAACUACAGGGGAAUGAGUCCGGCAGAUGCAGAGGUGAAUUUUCUAGAAAAUGGGAAGAAGCUCUCGAUGUAUGGAGUGGACCUGCAUCACGCUAAGGAUUCAGAGGGAAUCGAUAUAAUGCUCGGAGUGAGCGCCAACGGUCUGCUCAUUUACCGGGACCGCCUCAGGAUCAACCGGUUCGCCUGGCCCAAAAUCCUCAAGAUCUCCUAUAAGAGAAGCAACUUCUACAUUAAGAUCCGACCUGGAGAGUAUGAACAGUUUGAGAGCACCAUAGGCUUCAAGCUGCCCAAUCAUCGGGCGUCAAAGCGAUUGUGGAAGGUCUGCAUUGAGCACCACACCUUCUUCAGGUUGGUUUCUCCAGAGCCGCCUCCCAAGGGCUUCCUGGUGAUCGGCUCCAAGUUCCGCUACAGCGGGCGAACCCAAGCCCAGACCAGACAGGCCAGCGCUCUCAUCGACAGGCCUGCCCCGCAGUUCGAGCGCUCCGUCAGCAAGAGGUACUUGCUGCCUCGAAGCAUGGAUGGAGCCUCAGCUCUGGGUGAUAGCAUGGACCAAUUGUCGCAGCGAAGCUCCAGUGAACGCACACAGUUCAUGUCCAGAGAAGACCUAGACCAAGAGGGGAGCCUGGAUCUGGACCAUGAGCCAUACCACUAUCAGGACCAAGACCAGGACCAGUACACAGAUCAAGAGCUGGAGGGUCAAUAUCAGAAUCAGAUGCGGGGCUCUUCAACGCCCACAAGGACUUUAGAGCUUAAGUGUCCUCCACCUCAUCCUUUCCUGCAGAGUGAAGAGGCAGGUUCAUUUGUUGACUCAAAGCCAGAGGAUCGGGCCACCCCUCGGCAUAAACAGGAGCAGUUCCUGGAUAAGCCAGAAGAUGUUCUACAGAAGCACCAGGCCAGCAUCAACGAGCUGAAGAGGGCUCUGAAGCAGCCCAACAGCAAGAUGGCCCAGAGGGAGAAACGCCUCUCCUCUACUACUCCUGCUGGAGGAACCCCUGAGUGGAAAUCUGAGACACCUCCCACACCUGCGAUUCACGAGGAGCCUUUCAGCGACAGGGAACUAUGGGAAAGACGCCUGGGCUCUGUAUCGGAAGAUGACCAGGACCAGGAUAGCCUGUACCUGAGGGAAACCCACCUGGGCAUCGAACGCAAGUGCUCCAGCAUCACGGUCAGCUCCACGUCCAGCCUGGAGGCCGAAGUGGAUUUCACCGUCCUCACUGACCUGCACACAGGCAUGGAGGAGUUCUCCAAGGGCAUGUUAGAGCUGGGAGACAGGGAUCUGUCACCCGAUGGCGGUCUGUGCCUCAGCAUCGACUUACUUCAGCAGCAGGGCCCCUCGGAGCCGCCUCAUCCGUUAAUGUCAGCCCCUCUGUCCAGAGGAGCCAGCAGCAGCCCUCCGGCCAAACACAUCCAGGCUGAAGAAGUCAGAGGAGAGGUCAAACGGCCCGAUGUUCAGCCUGUAGUUCCCAAAAAACCAAAGAGAUCGGUGCCGGUGUCGUCGUCAGUUGACCGAGAGCAGUGGCACAGAGAAGCAGGUCGUGCCCCCGCUGUCACGCCCCUGAGCAGGGAAGCCAGCGAUGUUAUGCCCACACCGGCAGUGAGGAAGACGGAUGUCAGGACGGAGACUCAGCCCAAUGGGUCAGAGGUCACCACGACCAUCGUGGAGUUCACAGAUCAGGAUCACGGUAUCGCUGGCCUAGGGGAAGUUUGUUACUCUACGAGACAGAGUGUUUCCCCUGUGCACAUGAGCAGUCUUGGCAGAGAGUCGGCAGGGUCGCCCAUCCUUGUCGCUGAAAACGUUACCUCGGCAACCACUCACGUCACCAAGACGGUGAAAGGAGGAUAUUCAGAGACCAGGAUCGAGAAGAGGAUCAUCAUCACUGGAGACGAUGAUGUAGACCAAGAACAGGCGCUGGCCAUCGCAAUACAGGAAGCCAAGCAGCAGCAUCCAGACAUGCAGGUGACCAAGGCAGUCGUUGUCAGGGAAACGGAAUCGUCCACUGAGGAUCGACACGGUGCAUCCGAGUGCUGAUUUGCUGUGACGAGAGCGCCCCCCAUUGGACCAGAAGCGCCAGUGAAAUUGCCACCUAACAUCCCUCCUGAUAGACUACUGCCAGUGGUGCUCAGACGGAGCCUCUUGUAUACACACACAGACACACACACACACACACACACACACACACACACACACACACACACAGAAGGCUGAACCAGGACUCCUUUUCAAACGCUCCUGUUUGAUUUGCAUUCACGGUUGAAAAUCUUCACCUUUAACAGUUUGACAGUGAUGCUAAACUUUAAUCGUGGUCUUCAAUUCCAAACAUCCGGAACAGUUAAAUACAUCAUAUAAAUAAAUUCCCCUCAAAGCUCUCAGGACCUCACUUGCUUCAGUCCUCUUCAAAGGUCAAAGGUCUUGAGUGUAGAAGGGGUUUGUUUUGAUAAUGUGUGCACUCAUUCACAAUGUGGAAAUGUGGAAGUUACCCAUCUCAUACAGACAAUAUCAUCUAGAGAAUUAGGAAUAUGUAAAACAAAUUGCCAUGCACACACUUAAGUGUUUCUUACAUGUCCGUCCUGCUGUAUUUAAUAACGAGAGAUCAUCCUGCUGUGUGUGCUGAAAACAAACCUCACUGUGUGUCCUUACACUUUGUCACAGACUCUGUCACAUGCAGCUCUGGUUGUGUAGAAGGCAUCAAGUGGAUUUUAGUGGGAGCAGAAGAAGCUCCAUGUUUAGAUUUCACUCCUGCACAGCCAGUCCCGUGAACGAAGGAGCGUCGUCCCACCCACCUCACACUGACCGAUGGCGAUGCACGGAUGAGAGACAUCAUGCUGCGUCCACCGUGUCCCUGGUGUCGGUUCCGGACCAAAAAGCAGAGCCGAGUCUGAUCCACAAACUUCCCUCUGUCUGUUUUUAUUUCACCACGAUGUGUGGGUGGCACGGAUGCAAGGACAACAAACUGCUGCAUUGCGAUGGACACUUGGUUGGAUUUUCUGCGUACAGCUCUGCACACUAGGAGUUGUUAAUACACAUGGUGUAGCUGUUGUAUUUAUUCCAAUGGUGGCAAUGUAGUUUCUGAGUUCCUCUCCCAGCCUUUAGACGUGCUUUCUGAGUCCAGCUGGAUCUAGUUCCACUUUGGCCAUUUUCGUGUAGUAAGUACAUAGAGUAGGCUCACACCCUUGUUCGAGUUGCAGAACAAGCAUCAGUAAAUUUACUAUUUGAGAUAAUACUUGCAUGAUGAUUUCUUGCAUUAUUGGAUUGUAAUUGAAUAAUAUUGAUAUGAGAAGAAGGAUGGAUAACGACAUCCAGGAUCAUGAAGGAAAAUCACACAGAGGUAAAGGAAGUUAUGUAAUUAUAUAAACACAAUCUGAAGUCAAAUCUAUAAGCUCUGACGUGCAAAAGAGGAAAUGAAGCUUCCUGACAGGAAAUGAGGAGUAGUCAUGGGAAAAUGUGGGAAAGAUCGAGCACACAAUGUGUUCAGGUUGUUUGUCAAUCCCCACGUCCAAUAAUAACACAUUAGCUACAGCUUGUCUCAGUUACGACCUUUUUUGUUUUACAUUUCAAUCUAAUAUCCAGUCACUGGUGCUGAUUAAUAUAUCCUAACAUAUCUGGUUACUGUUAAUUCAAUCCCCCAUGAAGAAACAUAAAGUAAUAACCACUUUCAGUUGAGGUGACUGAUGUUUUUCCAUUGUUUUUCUUCAUCUUUUACGAUUCUCUGCUGAACUAGUUCUGUGAAUCAGAGGCCGUCCAAUACUCUUUAAAGCAAAGUGCAGUGUUAGAGAUGAAUAAGACACACAGUAGGGGCCGCAUCUUUGAACUUUACGUUGUGUGUGAUUUGGUGCAUGAAUGUUAGCGGGAUGCCAUAGAUGUGUAGUGUGCCAACUAAGGUAGCGGUGAAAUUGUACAAACUCUGAUUUUGUAUGAAAUAACUUUAUAUGAACAAUCUGCUUUUACUUUCACAAGUGCCCGAAAAUCAAACGCAUAAACUUGGCAUGAAAAGGUUUGUCCUUUAAAAUUCCUGUCUCCUCUUAAUGCAAAAGCUAUGUAACGAAUCAACACUCGCAGCAGCAAAUCAUUGGAUUGAGAAACAAUGUCAAAAACAGUCAUGUCAGGUUUAUGAACUGUGUAACUUUGGCUUUCAGACACUAAACUUUGCAGUUAAUGUUUCACAUGUGCAGUGUAACUCCUGUCGUGUUUCAUAUCUUGGUUCAGUCUCCUAAAGUGACGUUAUCUCAUGGAUGUGGGUGUCAAACUGGAAGGUGCGGGGAAAAAAAAAAUAAUGCAGCCGUGCAAACCUUGUACUGUGUAUUUGGUGGCGUUUUGGUGGAUUGUGACGAUGUCAAGUAGUUAAUGGCCAGGGAUUGUAUGUACACUAGGGGGCACCAGUUACCUAAAGGAUGAGAGCUUUGCAACAACACCGGGGCAUUACCGACUGAAAAUCCUUCUCACUGUCGUUCACCGGAGGCAAAAUGAUCCACGUCAUCCUCGGGUCAGUCUGGAAGGUCACACUCGCCUCCCUCGGUCCAGAAAAGGGGGCUCAAGGAAAUCUGACAAGUGGUGACCUGAAUGUGAUUAAUGACAGACACUUGGCCUGAAGUUGAGGCUCUUGGUGCCUGACUGAUUGGACGACCUCUGACUGACCCUUAAACCUCACCCAGUCCUUUCUGCAAAGAGCCGUCCUCCCUCUCAUCCACAGCAGCUUCGUCUCCUCUGCUCUUCAUUGCUUGGUGCUGUGUCUUUGCUGUACAUUAUACUUGCACUCCUUCCAAAUGAAUAAACAGAAGAGAGAAAAAAAGAUGAGAUGAGAGGAAAAAAACCUUUGUUUGAUCUCUACCAUGUUAUCAGUGUUUGUCUUAUCAUGGCUGGUAUGUGCAUAUUUGCCCUAUAGGCCUAAUUAUAGUAUAAUAGGGCUUAGGGUACUUACUGUACACAGUUGAGUGUGUGUGUGCGUGUGUCUGUGUGCAUGCACGUGUGUGUCCAUGCACAUGUGUGUAAGUGUGUGUGUGUGUACUUCUAUCUCUGAGGACCAUUUAGACUAUAUAGCUUAAGGAGUGAGGUUAUUUUCAGUAAGUGGGGACAUUUUGCCAGGUCAUCACAACUUCAAAGGCUGUUUCAGGGUUAGAAACAGGUUAGAGUUGUAUCACACAGAGAGGGAUCGUGUUUGUGUGUGUGUGUGUUUACAUUAUUGUCUACCGCCACAGGCUGUUGGUUUCAAAAGUGCACAUGGGCAGCCUUAGAAGAGGUGCAUCAAGGCUGUCUGUCCUUAUCACUGAAAAUGUUCCUCAGAGGGUGUGUGUAUGUCUGUGUGUUUUUUUGCAGUAUAAUGUAUCCCUUCAUGGGUUGGUAUGAAAAUAAUUUAACGAAUAAAAUGAGAUGACUGCAUAAUAAAAAGGUUGAUAAAACGGAGCAAAAUGUAUGUUUUGUUUCCAGGGCUUGUUUAUGUAUUAAUUCCUCCAUGUGGUCCAAGCAGUAGUUGCUGCAAAUGCAUCCUAGAACCUAAAAAUAACAACGUUGAACCUGUGGGAAAACAACUUCUAUGGAAGAGAAGUUACUGUAUAUAAUCUAAUUAGUGUGGUGAUAUUCAGAUGUGGGUCAUUGAUGUGCUGCUCUAUCAAGUUCAGAUACUUUUGAGAUAUGAUUACUAAUUGUUAUUUCUCACAGUCAUGCAGACACAGCAGAUACUGUGGUAUAGAACAAAGUGAUACUGUCCUGGGUGGGUGUCAUGUGGACCAAACAAAUGAUGACGUAUCUGUUCUCAAAAUAUUGAUCAGGAGCAUUCAUGGAAGAAUAACCGACUCGCUUGUGUGAUUUGAAACAGGAGAUGGGCCGGUAACCAUGAUAACAAUGACCCUAACUAAUACAUCUACAGCAGAGGAGAUUAAAGAAGUGGACAUUUUCUAAAGCCACUUAUUACACUUUUUUGUUUUGUUUAUUAGUGAUUUUUAUCCCACACUCUUCUACCACCCUUACUGUUAUUUUUGCCAUUUUAUUACAUUAUAUUCAUUUGUAUAUCUCCAUUUUAGUCUCUCGUUGUUUUCUAAUUGUUUUAACAGUUUAUUUUCUUUGUUCUUGUUUUAUUUUUCUUAUGUCUGUCUUAUUGUCAUGUUGUCAAUCAUAUGUGACGCACUUUCAACUGCACUCACCUGCAUGAAAGGUGCUUUAUAAAUAAAGUCUGCUUGAUUGACUGAUA
Hippoglossus stenolepis (Pacific halibut) is the source of this 7199-nucleotide messenger RNA. RefSeq names its product band 4.1-like protein 1. Gene Ontology annotation, cellular component: plasma membrane; cytoskeleton. Gene Ontology annotation, molecular function: structural molecule activity; actin binding. Bases 341 to 3046 code for a protein of 901 amino acids. Gene Ontology annotation, biological process: cortical actin cytoskeleton organization. The record is from RefSeq and is a predicted model, not a curated record. The transcript has 23 exons. NCBI's taxonomy places the organism in Eukaryota, Metazoa, Chordata, Actinopteri, Pleuronectiformes, Pleuronectidae.